Molecule: messenger RNA, 795 nt
Organism: Xenopus tropicalis (tropical clawed frog)
Lineage: Eukaryota; Metazoa; Chordata; Amphibia; Anura; Pipidae
Gene: bloc1s2
Product: biogenesis of lysosomal organelles complex-1, subunit 2
Exons: 6
Coding region: 190-633 (147 amino acids)
Cellular component (GO): lysosomal membrane; centrosome; axon cytoplasm
Source: RefSeq, a predicted model, not a curated record
CAGGAUGGGCCUACGCUAUAUUGAAGGGGAGAAGUAGUGCAACUACAACUCACUCAUGCUGUAUGCUAAAAUAAUAAAGGACACCAGAAGGGUCUUGCAGCAAACAAACAGAACUGAAUUUAUUGUCCAAGAGCAGCAGGAUUCCCAGUGGCAAAGGAACCAAAGAAAGGUCCAGGUUAUUUUACUACUAUGGCUGAACAAGAAGGUCCAGACAAACCACCUUUAAAUGAACAGCCUGUGGCUCCUUCUGCAUCUCAAGAUGAUGCUACAGUGGAAACAGCAGAAGAAGCGGUUGAACCUCCAGAGGCUGACAUCAAUGAGCUCUGCAGGGAUAUGUUCAGUAAAAUGGCACUUUAUCUCACAGGGGAACUAACAACUACCAGUGAGGACUACAAACUUCUGGAAAAUAUGAAUAAACUUACCUCUCUGAAGUAUAUGGAGAUGAAAGAUAUUGCUGGUAAUAUCAGUCGGAAUCUCAAAGACUUGAAUAAAAAGUAUGCUAGUCUGCAGCCCUAUCUUGAACAAAUAAAUCAGAUUGAAGAGCAGGUGGCCUCUUUGGAAAAUGCAGCCUACAAAUUGGACGCCUAUUCAAAAAGAUUAGAGGCAAAAUUCAAGAAACUAGAGAAACGAUGAAAGAACAAUUUUUAAUAGUGAAAAUAGAAAGCACUGCAAAAAGAGCAAACUCCAGUAUUACCUUCUGCAAACCGCAGCCCAAUAAGCCCCUGAUUCUACAAAGUUUUACUCUGCUCAUGUAAUAUAAACUUGAUAGUAAAAUAAAACAAACAUUCCUUUUCA